AUGCUUCAAUCCGCCAUUUAUCGGAUGUUGCGAAUUUUCUUCAUUACCCUUGACUUCUGGUUCAACACUGAUCAAUCCUCCUUUCCUCCCAGCCAAGCCCAAAGACGUGGUAAGCCCUCGCAAUCCAUUCCACUCGAGAACCUGACUACCCCUCCAUCUAGUGCUCAACAAACCGAAAUGUCCUCUUCUGACUUAAUCGAACUUGACACCUGGGAAGAAAUCUACAAAGAGGAGUGCCUGAGUUUCAAGGCCCGUCUAGAGACCCAAGCUCAGAUCCUGAGACAAGAUCCAGAAAAUCAAGGAGUAAAUCGUAUCCAUGGCGUUCGAAAAGAGCUAAUGUCACUUUCUCACCAGGCAGAGCGAAUCAAAGAGGCCGCUUUUGAGAUGGUGGACCAGACCCCGGACAGUGUAUAUGUCCGUAAUGCAACUCCGGAGUGGCUCUCUUCCCGAUUUGGAGAUCCGCAACUAGAACAGGUAUGUAUUAGUAUGGAAUAUAGUUUGGACCGACUGGCAUUUGAACUUAGAUCCGAUCCGUCGAUGGAUCUGAUGGUUGCCGGACACCUUGAGCAGAUGACUGAUGAUAUUGAAAUGGACUUUCUUUAG
Molecule: messenger RNA, 603 nt
Organism: Penicillium griseofulvum
Lineage: Eukaryota; Fungi; Ascomycota; Eurotiomycetes; Eurotiales; Aspergillaceae
Exons: 1
Coding region: 1-603 (200 amino acids)
Source: RefSeq, a predicted model, not a curated record